This is a messenger RNA of Pseudopodoces humilis (Tibetan ground-tit), 3616 nucleotides long. RefSeq names its product ankyrin repeat and SOCS box containing 2 (gene ASB2). Gene Ontology annotation, cellular component: ubiquitin ligase complex. Gene Ontology annotation, biological process: intracellular signal transduction; ubiquitin-dependent protein catabolic process. The record is from RefSeq and is a predicted model, not a curated record. NCBI's taxonomy places the organism in Eukaryota, Metazoa, Chordata, Aves, Passeriformes, Paridae. Gene Ontology annotation, molecular function: protein binding.
CAGGGAGAAAUGAAACACAAAGUGGAUAAAGGUGCCACCUACCAUCUAUCACAUACACAUUAUGGUCCUUUCAUGGCACGGUAGGCACCAAACCCUACUGAUGUACAGACUUCAUCCUGCAGGAUUCUCAUCUCAUCUCAGGAACUGACUGCACUUUACAAAGUCCACAAAGGACCAGGACCUCUGCAUAACAGCCUAAUCUCACUUUUGGGGAGUGCAACUAGUAGUGGGCAAGUGAUUCAAGGUGACUAGGAGGAGCACUUGCAUCUCAGCUCUCAGUUUGCUCUCCUCUACCGCAUCUGAAGGUCAUCUCAACAGUGAAGAAUUCCAAAAAUGGAAAUUGGGAGUGAUUUGUGCUUGCGAGUUUCUAAAUGUGGGAGUUUCACAUUUUCAGGUGCAACUGCAGGUUUCCCUGCUACUUUGAAGAGGCUUGAAAUGGACUCCUGAGGAAAAAAAAAACUACACUGUCCUCUUUCCCACCCCUACCUGAACUGGGGGAAUGUUGCUUAACCUGCUGAGUCCAAAGCAUGAGCUAGAUUGAGAGGUGAGAAAAUUAUGUAAAGUGCUUGUGCUGGUGAAAGUCUGACGAAAGGAAACAACCCUGUUCUACUGAGAGAAUGUGAAAGGAAAGCAAAGAAUUAUAAAAAUGGCUACGACGGCAGCAAAUACUCAAAGACAAACGAUAGGCUGUGAGGAGUACAGCCUGUACAGUAGCCUGAGUGAAGAUGAGCUUAUAAAGAUGGCCAUCCAGCAGAGCUUGGAAGAGGACCCGGCGGGUCAGCCAGCGGCCCAGAGCCCCCAGAAGUCGCUGGUGGCCCGUGCUGGUGAGGUGGGCGCUCCGAGCCGUGCCAGCCCCCACAACCCUCCCUACCGCAUCUACCCCUGGCAAAGAUUGGCGGCCCAGCAGACAGGCCGUGCUCAGCCAUCCAGCUCGGGGGCAGCCUGGGGGGUCAGGCGAAGGUACGACAGCAGCCUGUUCAGCACAUCCCAGUCCGUAGAAAUUGACCCUGUAGUGGCAGCAAUCAGGGAUGGAGAUGAAAAAGCAGUAUGCAACAUGAUGAAAUCAGGAAAAAACCUUUCUGUACCUAAUAAGGAUGGCUGGAUACCCCUCCACGAAGCUGCAUACUAUGGCCAAGUGGGCUGCCUCAGCCUGUUGCAAAAAGCAUACCCAGGCACCAUUGACCAGCGCACCCUCAAUGAGGAGACAGCUCUCUACCUGGCCACCAGCCGGGGCAACCUGGACUGCCUGCUCACCCUGCUGCAGGCUGGGGCUGAGCCCGACAUCUCCAACAAGGCCAGAGAAACGCCGCUCUACAAAGCUUGUGAGCGCAAAAAUGCAGAGGCUGCAAGGCUCCUGGUGCAGUACAAUGCAGAUACCAACCAUCGCUGCAACCGAGGCUGGACUGCUCUCCAUGAGGCUGUCUCCCGAAAUGACCUGGAGAUCAUUGAUAUCCUUGUGAAAGGAGGUGCCAAGAUUGAGUCUGCAAAUGCCUAUGGGAUCACUUCUUUAUUUGUGGCAGCUGAGAGUGGGCAGCUGGAAGCUUUGAGAUACCUUGCAAGAUGUGGUGCUGAUAUAAAUACACAAGCCAGUGAUAACGCCUCUGCUCUUUAUGAAGCCUGCAAAAAUGGACAUAUUCCUAUUGUGGAGUUUCUUUUGUCCCAAGGAGCAGAUGCUAACAAAGCCAAUAAGGAUGGCCUGUUACCUCUUCACAUAGCAGCCAAAAAAGGGAUUUGCGAGAUUGUCUCCAUGCUGAUCCCUGUCACCAGCCGCACCCGUGUCAAGCGUAGUGGCAUCAGCCCCCUGCACUUAGCGGCCGAACGCAACAAUGACGAUAUCUUGGAAGAGCUGAUAGACGCUGGCUACGAGGUCAACACUGCCCUCUCUGAUGAACGGUCCUGCCUUUAUGAGGACAGACGCACCACCCCACUCUAUUUUGCUGUUUUUAACAAUAAUAUCUACGCCACAGAGCUGCUGCUGCAAGCUGGAGCCAACCCCAAUGUUGACCUCAUUAACCCAUUACUCAUCUCCAUCCGCCACGGCUGCCUGAAGACCAUGAAACUGCUUCUUGACCAUGGGGCAAACAUUGAUGCCUAUAUAUCAAGUCAUCCCACCACAUUUCCAGCUACCAUCAUGUUUUCAAUGAAGUACCUUUCCGUGCUGAAGUAUCUCCUGGAUCUGGGCUGUGAUGCAGGUUCCUGUUUUGAGUGUCAGUACGGAAAUGGCCCACACCCUGCAUUAAAUUACAGGCGGGAAAGACUUAAUGAUCCUCAGGUGACCAGAGAGCCAACUGUAGUACAGUUUUGUGAAAUGGUGUCUACUCCAGAGAUAAGUCGCUGGGCUGGGCCGAUCAUUGACGUUCUUCUGGAUUAUGUGGGUAACGUGCAGCUCUGUUCCCGGCUCAAGGAGCAUAUUGACAGCUAUGAGGACUGGGCUGUCAUUAAAGAAAAAGCAGAACCUCCACGACCUCUUUCCCAUCUUUGCCGCAUCAAGGUACGGAGCCUGGUUGGAAGAAACCGCAUCAAACUCCUUAACACCCUGCCUCUCCCAGACAGACUGAUCCGAUAUUUACAGCACGACUACUCACAGUGACCCCAAGCACACUGCAUAUGCAGCAGCGUCCUGGCGUGGCACCCGGCACCACCACUGUGGCACAGGUGCACACCGGGGAGGAAUUGCUGCAGGCUUGGUCAAGCACCCUCCCAUGACUAAUCCAAGAGAAAUGUCCUUUUGAAGCAUGAGUGAGAAGAAAAUGGAGGAGACAGUUAACACAAGAGACUGCUGUUAGGUUUUUCAAGAGAAAACACGAUUCAGCUCAGACCUCAGUCUGAGAAGAAGAAGAAAUGAGAGCCAACACUGACAAAUGAGUAGUGCUGAAGCAAGUAUCAGUGAGGAAUUCAAAAGUGUCCUGAACCUGUGGUGGAGCAUAGCACCCUUGCUGUGGUCACAACUCAGAACUUGUCAAGAAUCAAUGUAUUUGGGAAAACAAUCACAUUGCCUUCACUGACUGAGAUUUAUAUUGUAGUUUCUAUUCUAUUAUCUGGAUUUAUGUGAAGUGUGUUGGUUGCUAAUUCUCAGAUAUUUUGACACCACCUUGCUAGCACUUCUUUUUUUGUACUUUUCAUUUUGAGUACUUGAUUUCUGAACCUUCAAAUCUCAGAAGAUUUAAUAGACUAAAAUCCAGAAAUGCUGAAUCCUUUAAAAGUCAAGGAAAGGUUUAUUUAAGGAGGUGGAAGAAUUAUAUUUGCCCACAGUGAAUACAGUUCAUUUUGUAUUUUAUUUGCAAUAGGAAGUAAGUGAAAUUUUGCUUGAGAGAAUUUCCUAGACUGGGGAUUUGAAAGCAACCCUAAGCUCUUUUUUUUGGUGUAAAUUAGAAGUAGCUGUACUGUAAACAGUAGGUUUAUAUUUUCAUAAAGCUGGUGUCAGAACAGAACAAAGCCCUAGAGGAGCUGGAACAGAGAGUGAUGUGAAGGAGAGAGGCAACACUGCUGAACCAACUUAUUCUCUUCCUCCCCCAGAAGAUCUUAUCUCUACAAAACCCAGCCUCUCCAACCUCCUUGGACCUUUAUGGCUGUAACAAUACUAUGAUUGAAAGUAAAAGAAAUUAUUUCAAAAUUA